CAUGUGAAUGAGCGCAGUAACAACCAUCAGCCUUUCCUGACUGCGCAGCGCAGACUGGAUUGUGUCGCACGAUUCCAGGAUUCACGCAUCACUGUGCGCCUGCAGCGUCACAAGAUGAGUCCUUCCUCACGAUGCGUGUGACUGUGGAUUUGUUAUUUGGCCUCCAUCACUGUAAGGGUGGAAGUGACACAUCCGCACCGUGUGACAGCUUCUCCGUGGACGCUGAAGGUUGACAGGAUCUGCUGAGGAUGCGCCCCGAGCGCACAGUUGAUCUGUGUUGAUGACGGGCUCCUCGGGCCCGCUUCAGCUCCUGUUUCAGCGCGGAAAGGAUUAUUUGUUUUUAUACACCAGGAGGAGAAAUGGGGAGCACGACCUCCUGCUGCGUGUCUGGCAGCCCCAAGCUGCGGAGAAAUGCCCACUCCAGGCUGGAGCCAUACCACCAGGAGUCGGAUCUGAGCAGGGAGGAGACGGCGUGCAACCUACAGCACAUCAGCGACAGGGAAAACAUUGACGAGUUGAACAUGGAGUACAACCCAUCAGACCAUCCUCGGGCCAGCACUAUUUUCUUGAGCAAAUCUCAUAAUGACGAUGUGAUUUACAGGAAUGUGCGAGAAAAACGAAAGAGCCUCUUCAUCAAUAAUCACGGCAGUCUGAGGAGAAAAUACAGCUCCUGCUCAACCAUCUUCCUGGACGACAACACAGUCAGCCAGCCCAACCUCAAAUACACCAUCAAAUGCGUCACUUUAGCCAUUUACUACCAUAUAAAAAACAGAGACACAAAUGGAGGCAUGCUGUUGGAUAUCUUUGAUGAAAAGCUUCAUCCUCUCUCAAAAUCAGAGGUUCCCCUGGACUACAACCAGCAUGACCCGGAGCAGAAGCAGAUCUACCGCUUCGUCAGAACCCUGUUCAGCGCUGCUCAGCUCACGGCUGAAUGUGCUAUCGUCACACUGGUGUACCUGGAGCGACUGCUGACUUACGCAGAGAUUGACAUCUGUCCUGGAAACUGGAAGAGGAUUGUUCUGGGCGCCAUUCUGCUGGCCUCAAAGGUCUGGGAUGACCAGGCUGUCUGGAACGUCGACUACUGUCAGAUCCUCAAGGACAUAACUGUGGAAGACAUGAAUGAACUGGAGCGCCAGUUCCUGGAGCUGCUGCAGUUCAACAUCAACGUUCCGUCCAGCGUCUACGCCAAGUACUACUUCGACCUGCGAUCGCUGUCAGAGUCCAACAACCUGAGCUUCCCGCUGGAGCCACUCAGCAGGGAAAAGGCCCAGAAGUUGGAGGCCAUUUCCAGACUUUGUGAUGACAAAUACAAAGACAUCCGGCGAGCAGCCAGGAAACGCUCGGCCAGCAUGGACAACCUGUGUGGGAGACGAUGGGUUCCUGCAAUCCUCUCCUAACCACUGAUCACCAUCCAGGAGCCUCACGGCACUGACUGGACCACAGACGUCAAACCUUUUGGUUCCUCUGGAUCCUCAGUGCAGAACUUGAUGGAUCUAUGUGCAACACUGGAUUUGGAAGAUAAGACACCAGAGAAGUUGGUAUCUUAACACGAUGCCUUCGCAGUGCCUCGACUUGUCUACUGACUGGGAAGAUGCAGGAAUUUUUGAGUUUUCCUUCACUUGUGAAAAGACAAACGGCUUUGGACCGAGUCCUGGGUGAGGAGAAGCCUUUCAGGACAUGACUCUGUGAAACACCUGCUCAUGUUUCCAGGCUUCUCCUGAAUUUGUCUGAAGAUAUACAUCUAAUAUAAUCUUUUGUUCAGACAACAGUACAAAGAAUAUCAUUUAUUUUGCUCUACAAUUCAAACAUUAGCCUAGUAUAGAGCUUUUUACUUAUUAUUUAUUUCCUUUUGAUAGUCUUCUAAAUAAUGAAAGUGUUCUUGAAGGUUUACAGUAUUUCUGGUACAUUUAAUACUCAGGUAGAACAUUAAAUAUGUCAAUUCCCUGUGAUGCUCCAUAUUUUAUAUAUAAGGUCGGGAACAUUUGGAAGUAGCUCAGACUGUACAUAGAAGGUGCCAGGAAUUAUAAAAUUAGUAAUAAUGUUCAUUCAGACAUGAGUGACAGUUUCUUCUUUUGGGGUCAAUUUCAGUUAAGCAAUAGGAGAAAAGUUUUUUUUUUUCUAAAUAGUGUUUAUAGCAUAAAAUCCAUAUUUUUCCCCCCAAUUAUCAGUAUUAUUAUGAUGUUGAUGUCAGUUUUAACAUGUUUCUCACAGUGGACUACAGGACACCUCACUCUUAUUUGAGAAGAUAAAGCAGCUGACAAGUAAAACCAUCUUGUUGGGACUCUUUGUGUCCAUAAAGAUCUUUCUGUUAAAUCUUUUUCAGAUAAAAAAAAAAAUCUAAUUUGAGUUAUUUUGUGAAAUUUUCCUCAAAGGAUCGAUUCUGUGCCGACAGGUCAGUUGAUACUUUAAAUGUUGAAAAGUUUCUUUAAAGACACAAUGCAGAUUUUUUUGAAGUGUUAACAUGGAGAAUCACAGAGACGCCUAAUUUUAUCAUGGUUCCUCUAAGAGAAAAUGUCUACCAGUGAAAUAACCCAAAUGUUUAGUUGAUAAUGCAGAAGCAUUGUUGUGAAUUUUUCAAGCUGUAAUAUUUCUACAUCAGAUAAUUAUGCUGACUGCCUAUGCAGAGCAGAACUUACUGUUGCCACAGACAGCAGAGCAACUUAGCUGCAUUUUAUCCAUGCAAGAAUUUAUGAGAAUUGAAUUCCUGUUCCAGAAUUUCUGUUAAAAAAUAUUCAUAAAGCUGACAUAAAAAAAAAGCAAAAAUGAACUUUUUAUGUAAUAGAAAGUUUCAUGUAAGAAAUGAUCAAAUUUGUCAUUUGGUGAUGUCAUAAAGUUGAGGAAGAUAAACCUCAACAGCAAACUGCAUAGUAGACGGAUCAGCAGCAUUUUUUCCUCGAUUUCUCAAGUUUUUUUUGUUUGUGUUGCUGCAGGCCUCAAAUAACCCGUGAAGCAUAAAAAACAUCUCUAUAAAUCAACUCUAAAGUCCAGAUUAAAGGCAGGAGAAUGAUCAGAAAACAUUAGAAGAGGAACAAGAGUUAUUUAGUCAGUAUUACAUGCUAUACCUCGUUUCCAGUCUUACAUGUGUCUUUGUUCAGUGUCUCUUAUUAUCUGCUACAUUAAAAAUAAGUUUUACUGACAGUUAAUGGAUCCCUGUUUUUACUGCCGGGUGAAAAAGACAAAUAUGUUUUUGUUUAAAACCUCAACAAAUGGUGCAAACAAAGCUGUUUCCUGUUUUACAUGAUUAAACAAAACAAUAAUGAUUUUUACAAAAAUGAAAUAAAACUGUAGCAACCAAAGACUUUUCUUUAUCAGACAUAAUUUAGACCCUUUUGAAACAUAAAUGUAUUUUUCCCCCAGAAUGUUUUCUAAAAACAAACAUCUUCAUUCUGUUAAAUGAUCCAUACUGUCAGCAUCAAGCAACAUUUUUGUGUU
This is a messenger RNA of Poecilia latipinna (sailfin molly), 3432 nucleotides long. RefSeq names its product cyclin-Y-like. The transcript is spliced from 11 exons. NCBI's taxonomy places the organism in Eukaryota, Metazoa, Chordata, Actinopteri, Cyprinodontiformes, Poeciliidae. Gene Ontology annotation, molecular function: protein kinase binding. The record is from RefSeq and is a predicted model, not a curated record. The coding region runs from base 360 to 1397 and encodes 345 amino acids. Gene Ontology annotation, biological process: regulation of cyclin-dependent protein serine/threonine kinase activity.